AUGGAGAGGGACGGCUGCAGCGGGAGCCUCCGGGGCACCAAGGAGAGCCGCGCGGGAACGGGCAAGGAGCAGGGCUACGGGGACGCCGCCGGGGAUCCGCAGGCGGCUGUGAACAUGCUGGCUCCCCUGGACGUGGGGGACGAGCAGCAGCCCGAAAAAGGCGCGCGGGCGCCCAAAGCCAAGGAUCCCAACACCUACAAAGUGCUUUCGCUGGUACUGUCUGUCUGCAUGCUAACAACAAUUCUUGGGUGCAUAUUUGGAUUGAAACCAAGCUGUUCCAGAGAAGUCAAAAGUUGCAAAGGUCGCUGUUUCGAGAGGACAUUUGGGAACUGUCGCUGCGAUGUUGCCUGUGUUGAACUUGGAAACUGCUGUCUAGAUUACCAGGAAACAUGUAUAGAACCAGAGCAUAUAUGGACUUGCAGCAAAUUCAGGUGUGGUGAGAAAAGACUACCAAAAAGUCACUGCUCUUGUACGGAUGACUGCAAGGACAAGAGUGACUGCUGCAUUAACUAUGACUCUGUUUGCCAAGGUGAGAAAAGUUGGGUAGAAGAAACAUGUGAAAACAUUCUUGAGCCUCAGUGUCCAACAGGGUUUGAAAUUCCGCCUACCAUUUUGUUUUCCUUGGAUGGCUUCAGGGCAGAAUAUUUGCACACUUGGGGUGGACUUCUUCCUGUUAUUAGGAAACUACAAAAUUGUGGAACAUAUACUACAAAUUUGAGACCAGUAUAUCCAACAAAAACCUUUCCCAAUCACUACAGCCUUGUCACGGGUCUGUAUCCUGAAUCCCAUGGAAUCGUUGACAACAAAAUGUAUGACCCCAAAAUGAAUGCUUUCUUUGCACUUAAAAAUAAAGAGAAAUUCAACCCAGAGUGGUAUAAAGGAGAACCUAUUUGGCUUACAACUAAGUAUCAAGGUCUUAAGUCUGGAACAUUUUUUUGGCCUGGAUCAGAUGUGAAAAUUAAUGGAAUUCUUCCAGAUAUCUAUCAAAUGUAUAAUGGUUCUAUCCCAUUUGAAGAAAGAGUUUUGGCUGUUCUUCAGUGGCUAAAACUUCCUGAAGAUGAAAGACCACACUUUUACACUCUGUAUUUAGAAGAACCAGAUUCUUCAGGUCAUUCAUUUGGACCCGUCAGCAGUGAAGUCAUCAAGGCAUUACAGAGAGUUGACAACAUUGUUGGCAUGUUAAUGGAUGGUCUUAAAACAAUGAACUUACACAGAUGCAUAAACCUUAUUCUUGUGUCAGAUCAUGGAAUGGAACAAGGUAGCUGUAAAAAAUAUGUCUCCCUGAAUAAAUAUUUGGGGGAUAUUAAAAAUGUCAAAGUAUUUUAUGGACCUGCAGCUCGAUUGAGAAUUUUUGAUGUUCCAGAUGAUUAUCAGACUUUUAAUUAUGAAGACAUUGCCAGAAAUCUUUCUUGCAGGGAACCAGAUCAGCACUUCAAACCUUAUUUGAAACAAUUUUUACCCAAGAGAUUACAUUUUGCGAAGAGUGAUAGAAUUGAGCCCUUGACAUUCUACUUAGAUCCUCAAUGGCAGCUUGCAAUGAAUCCAGCAGAAAGAAAAUAUUGUGGAUCUGGAUUCCAUGGCUCAGAUAAUAUAUUCUCAAAUAUGCAAGCCCUCUUCAUUGGCUAUGGACCUGCAUUCAAGCAUAAUACUAAAGUUGAACCCUUUGAAAACAUUGAACUUUAUAACUUAAUGUGUGAUCUAUUGAAUUUGAAGCCAGCUUCAAAUAAUGGGACUCAUGGAAGUCUUAACCAUCUUCUAAAGAAACCUGUUCACAUACCAGAGCAUCCCAAAGAAGUAAGCCAUCUAGCAAAAUGCCCUUUCACGAAGAAAACAAGAGAGAACCUUGGCUGCUCGUGUGACUCGGUUUCAUCCACAAUGGAUUUUCAAUCAGAAUUAAAUAUGACCAUAGAAGAAGAAAAGAUGAUCAAGCGUAGCAUCCUACCCUAUGGAAGGCCCAGGGUACUUCAGAAGAACAGUACUUUUUGUCUUCUUUACCAACACCAGUUUGUAAAUGCAUACAGCCGUGAUAUCACGAUGCCGCUCUGGAGUUCCUACAAUGUUGGCAAAAAUGACAGUUUCUCUGCAGAAGACUUUUUAAACUGUUUCUACCAGGAUCAUCGAAUACCUCCAAGUCCCAUCCAGAAGUGUUCAUUUUAUAAAAAUAGCCCAAAGCUAAGUUAUGGAUUCCUCUCCCCUCCACAACUUACCAAAGGCACCAAUAAGAGACAUCAUGAAGCCUUGCUUACCAGUAACAUAAUACCAAUGUACCAGAGUUUUCAAGUCAUAUGGAAUUACUUCCAUAAUAUCCUACUCCCAAGGUAUGCUGGAGAAAGGAAUGGAGUCAAUGUAGUCAGUGGGCCUGUGUUUGACUUGGAUUACAAUGGACUGUAUGAUACUCCAGAGAUACGGAAACAAAACAGCAAACUCAUCAAUAAUCAAGAAGUCCUGAUACCCACUCACUACUUCAUUGUGUUAACAAGUUGCAAAAAUAAAACCCAGACUCCCUGGCGGUGUGAGAAUUCUUUAGAGACCCUCGCUUUUAUUGUCCCUCACAGGACAGACAACAGUGAAAGUUGUACUCGUGGAAAGCAGGAAUCCUUGUGGGUGGAAGAGCUGCUGAGGCUUCAUAGAGCCCGGGUCACCGAUGUUGAACUUAUCACAGGACUAAGCUUCUAUCAAGACAGAAAGGAGCCAAUCUCAGACAUUUUGAAGCUGAAAACAUAUUUGCCAAUAUUUAAUCAAGAAGAAUGAUUUCUUUUUCCUGCCAUGUUUCUUUGUGAGAGAACUUUAAAUUUCACGGAAAAAAAAGUGUUAUAUAGAGUUCUAUUCCCAGUGCACUAUAUAUUAGCAUGUUGAUUGGAAACAUUCAGCCAAAAGCAGAAUUGGGAAUUGUCCAUGUGACACUCAUAUCUCAGGGAAACUCGCUGGACUAAGCACAACAUUAGGAAGGAGCUCCUAAUGUCUUACACAUGUAUGAAUAUGUAAGAAGAGUAUGCAUUGUUCCAGUCCUGGGGAUAAAGCCAAAGGAGAUGUAGCAGUGCUUUUCCUUUUUUCUUUGUCUUGGGAGAAGAACAAGUAAAUUAAAAAAAUCUUCUGGAAGUCAGAUGUUAAUUCUUUUGAUGAUUAAUGUGCUCACGUAGAGUCUGUGGAAAUGAGACUAAAGAGUGGUUUUUCGACAUUCCACAAUGCAUCAGCAUGUUAACAAAAGUUAAAAAGAUUAUAUUAUUUUGCUUCUAACUUGGAGGUUUCUUUAUUUUUUAAUUGUAUAAAGUAAAUAAGAGCAAAAAAGAAGUUACUCAUGUACUUCCUACAAAAACAAAUCCAAAUCUUGGGAGUCAACUUAUUAGAGUGGAGAGAGGACUGAUCUUGGAGUCAGAAAUCAAUCCAGCAGAAAGACUAAGGUUCAGGUCCUUCCUUUGACACAUCUCAGCUGUGUGACCAUGGCUAAGUCAUUUGCAGUGCCCUGGGCAACUUUCUAAGACUGAAUUCCAGACAAAAUGCUGAUGUACUCUGGUGGAGGAAGUUUCCUCAACAGGAUUUCCUCACACUUGUGGAAUCCCAAGGACCCUUACAGACUCACUAAAUAAAUCCCAUGUGGUCCUUCCUCAGUUUGAAUGACUUUAAUAAGUUAUUGUUUGUGGAAAGACCUACAAGUCAAUCAUGCCUAUUUAUUGUAGAAGUUUAUUGUGGGGUUAAUUAACUUCAUAUCUUUGAUUUGUUCAAAGAGGAACCCCAUUUGUCUUCUAGUUCAGUACUACUGAACUGAGACAUUGGAAAUAAAAAUUCCUUUUGUGUUCUAAGUGAUCAUUUUAAACUGUGAUGUGAGCUAGCAUCAUUAGGAUACAUCAAAUUUCACUGAAGCAUACAUAGAACUCCCCAGUAAGGACAAUAAGAUUUGUGUAGUUAACUUAUUCUAGCCAUAUCAGGUAAGGGAAAGCAGGCAGAAACCUUAGUGGUUGGAAAUGUACUUGUGCAGCUUCUAAGAGUUCAGUUGGCUUAUUAUAGCUACUGAAUAUGUAUUUUUUGUACACAACAGUGGCACUACUAUCUCCACCAUUUGUAGCUGUGAGUGGUUGUGUCAGUAAUGGUGAUGGGUCUCAAGAUACUAUCCCCAUCUCUCUCAAGCUCCUUAUGGAACAAGAGACAAUACAAUGAACAUUAUUUUCUCAGGACUUAAGCUAUAUUCCCUGGUCCCAAAUCAGAAACCUUUGGUGAGGCUGUACUACCUUUUGGAACACCUAGCACACUAUUUUAUCAUUCCUUCAGUCCACUAUAUAUUUUUAUUUUCUCAUUCUGUGAUGUGGCCUGUUGACAGAUGGCCACAAAGAAUCCAUGUGGCUCUCAAAGGUACUCAGUUUGUGACUUGACAGUAGCUUAAUUACUUGGAGAAUCUGGCUCAUUUACUUAUAUUUAUUCUUUAAAAGAACACACACACACAUGCGUGACUUCACUCAACUAUUGUGGAGUCUAUUAGAAAAGCUUAGCUAAGUAUAUAGAUCUCUUUAUCAUUGUGCUAUUGUGUCACUGGGAUGCCAGGAUGGCUUGUCCCUCAUACACAUAGCUUCUCCUCACACUCCCAUUUUCUGCCCCUGGCAUUAUUCAAUAGUGUCAAACAGACCAAUUUGUUGUAACGCGUCACUACUUUGUUCUUCCUGCUUUGUAAUAUCAAAUUCAUUUUUUAAAAAAAUAAAUCUACAUGUAAUACAAACA
This is a messenger RNA of Vombatus ursinus (common wombat), 4710 nucleotides long. It is a transcript of the gene ENPP1, whose product is annotated as ectonucleotide pyrophosphatase/phosphodiesterase 1. Bases 1 to 2751 code for a protein of 916 amino acids. Gene Ontology annotation, cellular component: cell surface. Gene Ontology annotation, biological process: negative regulation of fat cell differentiation; ATP metabolic process; regulation of bone mineralization. Gene Ontology annotation, molecular function: metal ion binding; dinucleotide phosphatase activity; phosphodiesterase I activity. The transcript is spliced from 25 exons. Lineage: Eukaryota; Metazoa; Chordata; Mammalia; Diprotodontia; Vombatidae. The record is from RefSeq and is a predicted model, not a curated record.